AUCUUCAUGACGAUAUAAAUGUAAAAAUGUUACAAUGAUACGUAACUGAUACAAUAAAAUUCUAAUAGUUCCGCCUGUGAAUGGCAAGUUAAUAAUAAAAAAUUAAAAGAAACAUAUGUUACACAUAACUGAUUGAAAAUAAAAGUAGAUUAAACUAAAGACAGUAACACAAAAGGUGGCCUUAAAGCUCAGGUAGGGAGUAAUACCUACAUGGCGACCCUAGACUAAAGGAAAUGAUAUUAAAUAAGGAAAUUAACUAUGGGUUAGGGCAUUAGAAGAAACAAAACAUGAGAAAAUUGAAUAAAAUGCAAAUAAAUAAUUAAAAAAAAACAAUAGGAAUUUCAGGAGGAAUAGUCAAACUUGAGGAAAUGUUCCUUUAUCUAUCUAUUAAAUGAGUUCUGUGACUGCGCGCGUAUUUGUUUUAUUAUAGCCCUUUGAAGUUUUCUCUUCAUUGUGUAAUAUAACUAAUGCAGCUCUUUGAAUUUAUAACUUUGAUGCCACCAAUUAUAGUCUCACUAUGCUAUGUAGCAUUUAAAAUGUAGAAAUUGAAUUAUAAGUCAAACUUUCAAUGUCUCCAGUAAAGACUGAUUUUAAAAUUAAACCUAUUUAAUGAAGAUAGUGAAUUUAUGAAGUGACAUGAAAGUACGUUUAAGUUAAAUGCUGUGAAAAAAGUCAAGUUAAUGAUGAUGUGAACAGUGCCUGAAUUAUAAAAAUCUAAUGUGCGCACCCGUUAUGGCGAAGUGGGUUUGGUUGGCCGCGCUGUUAUGCGGCUCGCAAGCUGCUGUACUUCCACCACCGUGGGCGGACGUGCGACGGAAUCCGUGCGCUGCGCACCCUAAAGGAUGGCUCAUGCUGUACUGGCCUGCAGAUGGAAAAUGCUACACUAUUUAUAAGAAAGGACAUCCGUGCCCCGAUACCCAGGAGCUGAGUCCUGGUCGCUGGGGUGGCAGGACAGUUGCUGAAUGCAAAUGCCCUCCUGGCAGCGCACAGUUACCUCACACCACUAAUUGCCAUAAGCUUUUUGAGCGAGGUCCUUGCAGACCAGGGGAAUACUUCGCGCCAGUGGAGGAAUCCUUCAACAUGAGAGGUGAACGUCAAGGUAUGUGCGUGAGACCGCAGCAAUGUGCGGACGAGACCUUGAUAUAUUGGCCAGCGGAUGGCCGUUGUUACUACAAGAUGACACAGGGCCCGUGCUAUCCUGGUGCUAUUCUCGAUGUGGGAGAUGACGGCCUGGCCAAUUGCACGGUAUGUCAUUUCUAAGGGAGUUCAAGACCCGUUUAUGUAUUUGCAAAUACCGUUUCGUUUCUGUAAUUUGGAGCUACUGUAUCUUUUCACAAUUACAAUGCCUAAAAUUCUCAUGUUAUUUUUCGCAUUUUAAUGAAAGAAAAUAGAUCUCGUUUUGGGUACCUGAUGUUGGUUAUUUUUUAACGUUUCAAUAUAUUUGUGCUCGCUUGAUCCCUUGGGAACUGUUUAUUUGAAUGUCAUUUCAUACGAUUAUGACACGGAUAUAAUAGGGAUGACGACUAAUUUUUGUUUAUUUGUCCGUGAGGUAGAGCAUAAAAAAAUGUUAAACAUGUAUUUUUUUCGUAGUCAUAAAAUUACGACUUUACAUGGAGUUGAAAUUUCGCAUGACGUCAAGUUAUGGUACGUUUUCUACUCAACUGUGACAUAGCGAACCCCCACUCCUCAACUUUAAUGACUGUUAUCUAAGCUAUUUCUUGUUAAAUUGAAGUAAAAAAAAAUACGUAUCUAAGUUUUUUCUAUUAUCUGACUGACGGGCUAAAUAAAAUUGCAUUUUUUACCCAGUCGUCAUCCCUAUUACAAUGAUAAAUAGAAUAGUAAACAAAGGUUACUAUGGCAACGUUUUAAUUCCCCAUACAAACUUGCACUCCCAUUUUCAUAUCUUUAGUUGCUGUUUUUCGGGAUAAGAUUAACACACGGUUUCUGUUUAAGCCAUUUUGAACGGCCAUUAAAAACGUUUUCAUUAAUCCUAUUAAUAUUAUAAAUGUGAAAGUUUCUUUGUUUGGAUGU
Diatraea saccharalis (sugarcane borer) is the source of this 2031-nucleotide messenger RNA. NCBI's taxonomy places the organism in Eukaryota, Metazoa, Arthropoda, Insecta, Lepidoptera, Crambidae. The record is from the annotation of a GenBank genome assembly.